Messenger RNA from Erythranthe guttata (spotted monkey flower), 1155 nucleotides. Its product is annotated as putative late blight resistance protein homolog R1B-8. The record is from RefSeq and is a predicted model, not a curated record. Gene Ontology annotation, biological process: defense response to other organism. NCBI's taxonomy places the organism in Eukaryota, Viridiplantae, Streptophyta, Magnoliopsida, Lamiales, Phrymaceae.
AUGGGAGUUUUUCCUGAAGACAAAAACAUACGUGUCUCCUGGCUCGUAAAAGUAUGGGUUUGUGAAGGAUUUAUGAAAUCAAUUAGUGGCAAAAGCUUGGAAGCGGCUGCGAGAGAGUACUUGGAGGACCUUUGUGACAGAAAUCUCAUUUUAGUUCAUCAAAGAGGGUUGAAUGGAGGAAUAAAGUUUUGCAAGAUCCACGAUCUCGUAAGGGAACUAUGCUUAAGGGAAGCCGAGAAAGAGAAGUUCAUCUACGUCAGAAGACCGCAUGACCUUAACAUUCCACAAGGCAUUAUAAAUACCCGGCGUCGAAUUACUAUUCAUCAAAGCGCGUCGGAGAAGGAUUAUCUCCCUCAAGCUCGUCACGCGUUGGAAUGUAUGCCACUUGCUCGUUCUUUGAUUGUCGGACGCCAAGGAGUUUUACCGUCACUUAAUUAUUUUAGAUUGUUGAGGGUGCUAAAUGCGGUUGAUAAAUAUUUGAAUGAUCAUGUGUUUAGCCUAGAAGCUGUUUUUCAGCUGGUUAACUCGCGGUUCAUUGCUAUCACAUCUGAUAGGGAUCAAAAUGCCGAUUUUCCUUCGUCAAUCAACCUCCUUUGGAAUCUACAGACUUUAAUUGUCAAGGAGAGAGAUGCUUUUGCAUCAUCUGAAAUUUGGAAGAUGACUCAACUUAGGCAUGUUCAGUUCAAUCAACUUGAAAUGCCCGAUCCUCCUCUCGCCGAACCGGGACGAUGUUUUGCGCAAUUUCAUCCUCCCGAAUUCGCUCAAGAAGUUGACUUCGCACAGGACCAAUCUAUACUGGGAAGACAUGAAGACAAAGAUAGGUUUGUUACCCAAUCUUCAAGUCCUCAAACUGAAGUGACCUGGAACGGUGGACGACAGAGAGCGCCCACUUUCCACGCCCUUGAGCAACUUGAUCUCCGACACUUGGAUAGGUUGGAGGAGAUCCCGUCAGAUAUUGGAGAAAGACCAACGCUUCAAUCGAUUCGGGUACAAUAUUGUAGCAAGACAGUUGUCAUUUAUGCUAAAAGAAUAUUGGAUGAACAAGAAGAAUUUGACAACGUAGGCCUUCGAGUUCGAGUUGUCGCACGGAAUAUAAAAGACUUUGAGAGCUUGGCUAGUCCCAACUUUCAAGUUGAAGUAAUUUGGAUGAACUAG